AUGCUAGACACAGCUCAAAGGUUUGAGCGGGCUUUUGAGAGGUUCGAGGAGCAGGAUCCUUACAUGCUUCAAGAGUUAGAAAAUCUGCCAACAAAAUCUGAUUGGACAAAAGCUAGAUUCUUGGUAAUUUUUUUGGAAAACUUUUAUCAGCUAACUGUGAAGGUUUCCGGUUCCAAAUAUGUGACUUCAAAUAAUUUUUUCACUGAUAUUAGUCACAUUCAUGGCAUUUUAAUUGAAAUGACAGCAAGUGAUAAUGAAGAAUUGAGUUCAAUGGCAAGAUCAAUGAAGGAGAAAUAUGAUAAGUAUUGGGGAAAGAUUGAAAAGAUGAAUAUGCUGAUUUUUAUUUCCUCCAUGCUUGAUCCUCGAACUAAACUUGAAUACCUUGAAUUUGUGGUUUGCCAAAUGUAUGGUGAGUCCGAUGGUACAACAAUAGCUGGCCUUGCAAAAGAUGCAAUGUUUGAGCUGUUUAAUGAAUACAAGAUGCUUAACACACCUGCCUCAAAUUCUGUGUCUCAUGCUUCUUCACUUUCAAGUGAAUCUCAAAGGAGUAAAACUACAUUUUAUGGACAUGGGGAUACCUCUAAAACAAUCACUGACCGGUACAAGUUGGAGUUUAAGAAGAGAAAAAUGGAACUUGGGGAUAGGGAUGCAAAAUCUGAAUUAGAGAAAUAUUUGAAUGAGGAUUGUGAGGAAGAUGAUGAGAGAUUUGAUAUCUUGUUAUGGUGGAAGGCCAAUAGCCUUAGAUUCCCAAUCCUUUCGAAAGUUGCUCGUGAUGUGUUAGCAGUCCCAAUUUCUACCGUGGCCUCCGAAUCUGCUUUUAGUACCGAAGAUCGUGUUCUUGAUACAUUUAGGAGUUCUUUGACUCCUAGAAUUGUGCAAAGUUUAAUAUGUGCUCAAGAUUGGUUUCAGUCCUCCAAAACAGAAUUAAAUGUAGAAGAAAAUCUGGAAGAACUUGAAGCCUUCGAAUCUGAGUUGCUGAAGACCAGAACUGAAUCAACUAUAAUUGACCUUUGA
Messenger RNA from Coffea arabica (coffee), 1014 nucleotides. The record is from RefSeq and is a predicted model, not a curated record. NCBI's taxonomy places the organism in Eukaryota, Viridiplantae, Streptophyta, Magnoliopsida, Gentianales, Rubiaceae.